Molecule: messenger RNA, 3889 nt
Organism: [Torrubiella] hemipterigena
Lineage: Eukaryota; Fungi; Ascomycota; Sordariomycetes; Hypocreales; Clavicipitaceae
Source: the annotation of a GenBank genome assembly
CGCCGGUGUUAAGAACAAGAAAAAUGCUGAGGAGACGAUAUGUAUUUUGAAAUUAAAUGUUCAAUUCCGAAGGCAAAGUAUAUAGAAUCAUAAAUAUAGAAGGGUAUACUCCUGUAGUAAGUAGACGAUGUUGUCCUUCAUGCCUCACGUGAUAUGGUACACCUUUCGCGUCUUGAUCGCGGUCGCCGCGCGUGUUCUGCCAGGAGUGCGUGGUUCACUGACGACAAGCAGUUGUUUCUUCACCGCAACACACUACCACCGUAUAUGAGAAAAUGUAUAUACUUACCGAAUCCUUUAAUACAUGGCAUUGAAUGUCAAUAUGGACUGUGGAGACUUCGAUUUUGACGAGGAUGUCGCUGAUGACGAUAUUCUGGGGGCGUUUGCUACCCCAAACAGGAUCACGGACAAUGUGUCCCAGCGUGCCCUUGAUGGGCCUUCCCAACACCAGGCGCAGCAAUUGAGCAACGGAAUUACAGAAAAGAGCCAUAGUACAAAUUCAUCAGUCUAUAGACCAGGGCUGAAUCGAACGGGCUCAGGCGUGUUUAAGCAAACAACGUUAUUUGGCAGCACUAUUUCCAACAAACCGAGCUCCGAGUCGCAACCAAACACAAGCAGAUUGUAUCGGGCUGAUCUCAACGAAGUACCGAGUCACCAUAGCCUUGAUUUAGAAGCCAUGGAAACCUGGGUUUAUCCCACAAAUCUUGGCGCCAUUCGUGACUAUCAGUUCAGCAUCGUCAAGAACAGUUUAUUUAACAACACACUCGUUGCGCUGCCGACCGGUUUAGGCAAAACUUUCAUUGCCGCGACAGUUAUGCUAAACUUCUAUCGAUGGACUGAAAAUUCGAAAAUCAUUUUUGUGGCACCAACAAAACCUCUUGUCUCCCAACAAGUCGAAGCCUGCUACAACAUUGCGGGCAUCCCACGGUCCGAGACAACACUGUUGACCGGCGACAUCGCUCCCGCUCUGCGCGUUGAUGAAUGGAGCAAUCGAAGGGUAUUCUUCAUGACGCCACAAACACUCCUGAACGACUUAUCUCACGGGUAUGCUGACCCGAAGAGCAUCUGUCUGCUGGUCAUCGACGAAGCGCAUCGCGCCGUCGGAGAAUAUGCUUAUGCCAAAGUGACGAAACUUAUUAGGAGAUUUUCCAACAGUUUCCGCGUUUUAGCACUGACUGCGACCCCUGGUUCUAAAAUUGAGACUGUACAGGAAGUCAUUGACAAUCUUGGUAUAUCUCAUUGCGAGAUUCGAACCGAAGACUCUAUCGAUAUACGUCAAUAUGUACACGACCGUAACAUCGAGACUAUGGUAUUGGACCCAUCCGAUGAGAUGAACCUAAUUGGUGAGCUAUUCUCAGAAGCACUAAAACCUUUGCUCGACAAAUUGAGUGCUCAGAAUAUCUGGUAUGGCAGAAGUCCCAUGGCUAUCACCGCAUUUGGAUUGCUCCAAUCGCAGAAGGACUGGUUUGCUACACGGGGAAAACAUGUGAACCAAGGUAUUCAGUUCAUGAUGAGAGCGAUCUUUGUAGUUUUGACGAGCCUUGCGCAUUCGAUCAAGCUGCUAAACUAUCACGGGAUCAAACCCUUUUAUGACAACAUGGUUGACUUUCGUAACGAAACAGAAGACAAAGGAGCCAAGGGCUCGAAAUAUAAGCGACAACUCAUUGAACACCCGAGUUUUCAGGAUAUGAUGAAUAAAAUUAGCUUCUGGAUACGGCAGAACUCCUUUGUCAGCCACCCCAAGCUUACGGCUCUGACCGAAACAGUUUUGAAUCACUUUAUGGACAGAGGAGAAGCAUCUGGAACCCGAGUGAUAGUAUUCAGCGAAUACCGAGACUCCGCGGAAGAUAUUGUGAGACAAUUGAAUCUGCAUCGGCCAUUAAUGAAGGCGAGUAUAUUCGUUGGCCAGGCCGAUGGUAAACGUGGAGAGGGAAUGAAACAGGCACAACAAAUUCAAACCAUUGAAAAAUUUCGGAAAGGCGACUUCAACGUGUUGGUGGCAACGUCUAUUGGAGAAGAAGGUCUUGACAUUGGCCAAGUUGACCUCAUUGUUUGUUACGAUGCGUCCGCAUCUCCUAUCCGCAUGCUGCAACGAAUGGGAAGAACUGGCCGUAAGCGAGCAGGAAACAUCGUGUUACUUCUCAUGCGCGGAAAAGAAGAGGACCAGUUUGCAAAAUCAAAAGACAACUACGAGAAAAUGCAAAGCUUGAUAUGUGAAGGAAGUAGAUUUAACUUCAGAUUCGAUCUCUCGACCCGUAUCGUCCCCAGAGGUAUCCGGCCUGAAGUUGAUAAACGCCAUAUCGAUAUUCCGGUGGAAAAUGAAAAAGACCAGUCAUUGCCAGUACCAAAGAAGAGACGAGCCCUGGCUGGGAAGAAAAUGCCAAAGAAGAAGUUCCAUAUGCCGGAUGGCGUGGAAACUGGAUUCCAAAACGUCACAGACUUGAUGGUUGCAGCUCGUGAGGCUGCCAUGCCACGGCGGAAUCCCGAGUUGGACAAUUUGGAGCCUUGCCCGAGUGUGGACUGUGUUAUCUUGGACGAAGAUGAGGCUAAAGAUCUCGAACGUUCUUAUCGUGACCUACCAUAUACGAGCAGUGCUAUUGAAGAGACCGCGAUGCCAAGCAUGACAGCACAUCCAGAGUUCCAAAGGACGCUUACACCCACUGUUCAUGUUCGACAUGGGCUGCGCACAAAACGCUGCGUCACGUUGCUGCGCAGCAUUGGUACCGAUUCAGAAAGCCUGGUACGAGACUGUCGAGACUGCGAUACCAGCAAUUACCUAGAAAUUUUUGCAAAGCCAUUUGUCAACUCCGAUGACGAAUCCGAAGCAGGACAGAAAAUAGAUUGCCAAACAUCAACGGAUAGGUAUGGCGGAACAUUGAAACGCAGGCUACCUGAACAUUUUACAGAAUUGGAUGAUAACGAUUUGGAGGACCACGACUAUGAGCAAGCGCCUAAGGAUCCGCAGCCAGGUGAGAUCAGCAUGAUGAAACCUGGUAAGGCAAAGGCAGCGAAAGCGGUCAAUGUCUCCAAGGCGGUAAAAAGGUCAAAAGAAAUCCGAUAUCAUGAUGCCGAUUUGCAAGAAGGCGAAGAGAUUGGAUUAACAAGGCGUAUAAAGCGUUGUUCUAAGAAAGGGAAGAAGAGGGACAAGGCUGCCAAGGUUAGCCAUUCGAUCAAACUCGACGAGAUUGGCGAUGACUGUGAUCGAGACUCUGAUGAGCUUGAUUCUGACGGAUCCGACUUUGGGUCGGACCUACUAGGAUUUAUUGUGUCGGACAACAAGACAGCAUCUAGCCUUCAAGGUUCACCAGCUCCAUCACCUUCUUAUAACAACGAUCAGACGCCUAACACAAGAAAAGAGAAGCCUUUUUUUGUACCAACGGCAUUUUCUGCUACACAAGAGAGCGACGAUAUGCCAGACGUCGACACGCUGGUGGUUAGGAAAGGCUCGAGCACCUCCACUAGGCCGACGAAGAAGCCGCCAGCUAAAAGGGCUAAGAAGCCUUUCAUGGAUGACUCUGAUAGCUCUUGUGAUGAUGAUGAAUUUGACAAAUGGCUUAAUUUGUAAAGAGCGCUGUAGAUUAUUUCCCUCGAGUGCUCUGUGGCCAAUGUGCCAGUUGCAGCUAUCCAAGGAGUAAGCUAACGGCAAUGCUUGAGCUGAAGUCGGUAAAAUAAAGAAGCAAGUAAAUAGCUUUGAGAAAUUUAAAUAAAAUACAAAAUACCCACCAAUUAAUCUACACCUAAAAUUUGCUCGCCCCGAUCAUUGAGUCUCGUAUGCGGUUCGGCUUUUGCGUUAACUGAAUCCUUAGGCGUCCAACAUUUUGCCGUCAAAGUCCGCGGCGCUAGCGUCAUCACAGAUUCCAGUCGCAGCAUAGUCCCCUCAUCGCCACACAGU